Punica granatum (pomegranate) is the source of this 3828-nucleotide messenger RNA. The record is from RefSeq and is a predicted model, not a curated record. Lineage: Eukaryota; Viridiplantae; Streptophyta; Magnoliopsida; Myrtales; Lythraceae.
AUCUUCUUCUUCUCCCUCCCGCCAUCCGCACAGUUAAUUUCAGAAAUCGGCGGCUGUCUCCGACUCCAUCAUCGCAUUGCUUCUGCUCAAUUCUUCGUCUCCGUUCAAUCAGUCUCUUCUCCUCAUACAAUCGAUCCGUCAUGUUCCUCAGUAACCUCCGCGCAAACCAUCGGAUCGUCUGUUUCUGAUUGCCUGCAUCAAGGAUUACUGCUGCUCCUGCUGCUCUUGCUGUUUCCGUCUCCGUUUUGUCUAGUUGUUGUCAUGAGAUGCUCCGGACCGAGAUCCAUUGCUGCUGAUAGUGAUAGUACCGAUUGUUCUGGUUAUCGGAAAAGAGCUGCAGAGGCUUGGGUUUCGGAUAGCUUCAGUGAUGAAAACAAUCAGAGGAAAUGCACCGUCGGGGCUAGGGCUGCUGUGGUAGAACUAACUUAUGUAGGCGCGCCGCUGAUUUCGAAGUCCGCGGGCUGCCCAUGCGAUUCUGUGCAGUUAGAGCCCGGUCGAGUUUAUACUAUUGGCCGCAGUCGUCGGCUGUGUGACUUUCUGCUGAAUCUCAGAAGGGUAAGCAGGCAGCAUUGUAAGAUAGUUUUCGAUAGUAGCUCUCGCAAGAUAUUUAUUGUUGACGGGGUUGGUCUCAAUAAUUGCUUGGUGGGAAAUGAGAAUGGAGAUGAGGAAGACAAUGAAGAGGAGAAAGGUAGGGCCCGUGAGUGUUCCUUAAAUGGGGUUUCUGUUAAUGGAGUCAGGUGUAACAAAGGUGAGCUGACGGAGUUGUCUAUCGGAGAUGUCGUAUCUCUUGUAUGUGUAGGUGAUCGGUGUGAUUCUAAUUCUAAAAUUGGUUUUGUCAUUCGUAAAAUUGUUUACCUGGAGGAGGAAGGGGGGAUUUUCCCCAAUCAUGGCGAUUUCGAUGUCAACAGGUCAUUUUCACCUCAGAGGAUUUCUAGCUCGGCUAGUAGUAGUAGCAAAAGGAUUUUCGCUUCGAGGACUUGUGCAGUUUCGUUGGGCUCUUCUGCCCCCAUAUUAAGAGCAAAAGCUCUUCAGGGUCAAUGCAGACAUAUUUUGCGUUCUGCAGACCCCAUAUCUUGUAUCCUAAGAUGUCCUAUUUAUUUCAGACCAUUGGUUGAAGCCCCUUUGGCUUGUAACAACUUUCCUGGCUCCAAAGUGGAUCUCAUUUUCAGAAAGCCUGCCCGUCCUAUAGCUGCACCCAGGUCUAGAAAUGUCGUCCCAAUGGACAGGCAAGAAUUGCUGUCUCAUGUCAUUUCGAAUAAUGGCUGUAAUAGGCAGGCUUCUUUCCAUGCUGAACGUUUGCCUGGAAGAGCCAAUGCUUUCCUCAAUAAUAAUGGAGAUGAUGAGAAAACCUCCUCUUUAAUUUCUGCACCUGUAGUAACUGUCCCUAAUCCCAGUGAAUCCUUUAGCAAGAAAGCUAGAAACGACUCGUGUAGGCCAACUCUUGAGAACAAAUUUUGCUUGAACCGUCUUGGAUCAGCGGCGCAAGACUCAGUUGGUCAUGGGUCAGACAUUUCUUUACCGGAGCUUCUCUAUCCUGUCCAAACCAUAUUGCGGAUAUUUGUUGCAACAUUCACGAGUGAUAUAAAAUGGUUUCUCUCAUACUGCCAAAUUCCACGCCUCAUGCCAGUGACUAUUGCCUGUCAUGAUACUGAAAGAUGUUGGAGUUCAAGCCCAGAUAAAAGAACUCUCAGUCCUUUUCCAGAGUUCCCAAAUGUAGAAGUCGUGUUUCCUCCGUUCCCAGAGAGCAUAGCAUUUGGUAAUGAUCGUAAGAAACAGGGUAUCGCUUGUCAUCAUCCAAAACUCUUUGUUUUGCAAAGAGAAGAUAGGAUUCGAGUCAUCAUUACUUCAGCAAACUUGGUGGCAAAACAGUGGAUCAGCAUCACAAAUACUGUCUGGUGGCAAGAUUUCCCUCAAAGGUCUCCUGAUUACAUGUCUUUGUUCACUCGGAUCAUUAAUGAGGGAAGAAGUAAUCAAGCUUCAAACUGUGAUUUUGCUGCUCAACUAGCGGGAUUUAUAGCAUCUCUAGUGAUUGAUGACCCAUGUCAGGCUCAUUGGAUUACUGAGUUGAUGAAGUAUGACUUUCAAGGGGCUAGUGGAUAUUUGAUUGCAUCAGUUCCAGGAAUUCAUUCUUAUGGGUUGCAACGCGAAUUAGCCACAACCACCUUCUCAAUGGAUGAUCAAGAUACAUCAUGUUCAUGGAGCUUGAAGCUCCUUACUAGAGUAGAAGCAUCUGUUGUUGGCCUCGGUUACUUUUUUCGUACUGCAUCAGACUCAAAUGGUGCAGCUCUUAAGAAGUUGGCUGCAUUCCUUUCAAAUUCUCGUGUAAAUGCAUCUGGAUUGCUGGAAAUUGUGUUAAGAAGGAACACGAAUGUGGCUGCAGACCCGAAUGCAGUGAGUGUUCUUGUUUGUGAUCCCAAUAACUCUAAUGUGGGAGAUUGCAUUCAGUUUGGAUUUCUUCCAAGAACUGUUGCAAAGUGGGUAUCUCCCUUGUGGGAUGGAGGAUUUUUCAGAUUUUCAGGCUAUAUCUCUCCUAAAGAAGUCCUUGCUGCUGCCCUUGGAGGAGACAAUAAGAGAGUGCAACUGAUACUGCAUGUAUUCCAGGGACCUUCCUUUCCAGACAUGGCAAAGAUGAUUAAUCAUGAACACACGAUUGCAUUGUGCUCUCUUAUUGCUUCAAUGGAUAGGUGUAUAGGUCUUUCUCGAUUGCAUGAGGUCGUAGCUCAGUACAGCUGGCCCGAGUCAUUAGAAACUGAUUUUGUCUAUGCUGCUUCCUCAAUUGGGUCAUCAAUCAGUCCACAAUUCUUAGCUGCAUUCUCAGCUGCUUCUGGAAAGAAAUCCGUUGUCCUAUCUGAAUCUGAGGAGUCAGAUCCAGAGUGGGGACGCUGGACAGCCAGUCAAGAACUGAAGAACCCAUCUGUUGGAAUAGUCUUUCCCACUAUCGAGAGGGUGCAAAACGCAGUCUCUGGAAUUUCACCAUCUAGACAAAUCCUUUGCUUCUCAGAGAGAACAUGGCAAAAAUUGAAGCCUGCAGGCAUUCUUCGUGAUGCGGUCCCUCAUCCCCACCAGAGGAUUGGGCAUCCAAUGCAUAUCAAGGUUGCAAGGAGACGCUUUAAGUCUGAAAUGGGCACGUCUUCCGGAUGGGUCUAUAGUGGGUCCCACAAUUUCAGCGCAGCUGCUUGGGGAAGGCUGAUUUCGAGCCGUUCCGAUUCGAAGGCAAUGAAGCUUCAUGUUUGCAAUUAUGAGCUUGGGAUACUGCUCGUGGUCCCUCCAGGGGGGAAGACUUGUGGAAACGAAAGAAAUAUUACGAACUUGGAUGACAUCCGUUUGCCUUUCAUUAUGCCAGCUCCAAAAUACGUGGCUUCAGAUAGGCCGGCAACUAAGCAGGCCAUGAGGGAGGCGGCCAUGAAACUCAACAUUCUUGAGAGUGAACUCACUGAAGUUCCACAGACAGAAGUUGUCGAUGAGAUCCCAGAAGAAGAGGAAUUGGUCGAGCCUGUGGAUCGCAUUGUAGAGAACGACGAGGACAGAGCGUAUGCUAAUAUGCUGUGGAGCGAGGUUGAUUCAUCUCAGAGUUCUUGAUGCCCAAUGGAGGUUGAUAAGAGGUAUAAUCAUUGUAUCAUGCAAAAGUUGCAUCGGCGUGUUAUUCUCAUGCCUCAUGGGAGGAUCAUUCCAUCUGUUUUCUGCGCUAAAGUAGGAGAAGUCGGAACAUGAGGCUCUGGGAACUCGGGCCCAGCCCACGAUCAUCUACUCGCUGGGCCCAACCUUAGGUGGUUUGAUAAAAUUGAGCCACAUGCUUGGUUUGCAAUGAAAUCCGAACAUGACAGGAUA